AAGUCAGGGUCCUGCUUGCCUGGCCGUCAGUUACCGCGUGCACCUCAGCGGCGACGGUGGGCGUUCGGCAAAGACACACUCACACGUGCGCCCAUGGAUUCGCCGGCACUCGCCUGUUAGGAUUUCCAUCCUAGCUUCUCCAAAAUCUCGCUCUUCCCAGGUCGAAGGAUGCAUCCAUCUAUAAGAAAAAACACGAUGCCAUCUCUAAGGGUGCCCCUGGCUCAGGUGCUCUUGGCAAUCUUCCUUGUUCCUUCUGUGCACUCAUUUUCUCCGAGAUUCAGCUUCAGCUCCGACAUUUCAGGCAGAAAACUGUUUGGCGGCUACCGGAUCGUGCCCUCACCGUGCAAAUCUGAGACGGACGGCAAACAUGGCGUGUGCAUGUUCAACUACGAAUGCGCGCAGCGCAAGGGCGACGUGAUCGGCGCGUGCAUGGACGGCUUUCUGUUCGGGGCGUGCUGCCAGCUGCCGCCGGGCACCACCUUCCCGGUUGAGACGAGCAGUCUGCCGGUGAAGCCGGCCUUCGAGAACCCGUCCACCGUGCAGACGGACGUGUACAGCCUGGUGACGGGCAGCACGACGACGCCGCGCACGGCCACCAGGCCCUCCGCCGCAGCCCCCGCCGCCUCCACCACCACGGUGCGCAUUCCGCCACCCUCGUUCACCGCCGUCCGACCCACCCCGCCCACCUUCAGGCCGGCGGACAAGCCGAGCACCGCGCGGCCCCAGGCCACCGUCAUCCCCGACGAGGACGUGCAAAACUCGGCCUCCAUUAGUCACAUUCUGCACCUGCUCAACGACUCGUCCAUGGCCGAGUCCAUCCCGGAGGCUGGACUCGUGCUCAUCUCCUCGUCCUCCACGCAGACGUCCGCGCCCACCCAAAGUCCGCAGCCCUCCCUCUCCACUUGGGUGUCUGUAAACAAGAGUCCAAACAACCCGAACACCACUCCCCAUCCGGACCACCCGAGUUUCAUCGUGACCUCGAACGACAUCCGUCCAGUAACCGCCAGGCCCACCCCUUCAGCCCCUGCUCCAACGGUCAUUGUGCUAGGACCGUUUGAACCGCCCUCAAACGGCCAGUACGAAGUGCUGUCUCGUCCUGAAAUCCUUCCUGUCAUUGCCGAAGAACCGUCGACCACAUCUGCGGCUCCGUUCGUCACGCCGAUCUUCGAGGACGGCGAGUUGUCUGUCAAGGUGCACCAGUUCGUCGACAAGAUCGUCAACUCGCUGGCCGGCGACUUCCAGAAUUUGGAGGACGUCGUGUUGAGCAACAAGAACAUCACGCUCUUCGCGUCCACCACGCCGUCACCCACCACAACCACAAAAAAACCAAAAACGUCGACAGCCAAGCCAACGAAAAAACCAGCCUCGAACAAACCUCAGGUGGAAGCGGUUGAGGCUGCAACUCAAAAGCCGACCAGACCAUCCACCAACAAGCCGAAACCAUCUACCAGCAAGCCGAAACCAUCGGCAGUGGCAAACGCCGCAACCACACCCACCACCACAACGACAAGCCAACCAAUUUCAACGGAUUUUCGAAGAGAAUGCGGCGUUCGGCCGCUGAUGAAGAGCGUCAAGAACGGACGCAUUGUCGGAGGCAAAGUGGCCACCUUCGGCGCCUGGCCGUGGCAGGUUUUGAUCAGGGAAUCCACCUGGCUGGGCCUCUUUACAAAGAACAAGUGCGGAGGCGUGCUCAUCACCAGUAAAUACGUAAUCACUGCUGCUCACUGCCAGCCAGGAUUCCUGGCUUCACUUGUAGCAGUUUUUGGUGAGUACGAUCUGAGCAGUGAACUCGAGUCGCGCAGGGCCAUCGUGAAGAACGUGAAGCGCGUCAUCAUCCACCGAUCCUACGAGCCGGCCACCUUUGAGAACGACAUCGCUCUGCUCGAGCUCGAGUCGUCUGUCACGUUUGACGAGCACAUCGUCCCCAUCUGUCUGCCCGACGACAACGAGGAGUUUGUCGGCAGAAUGGCCACGGUCAGCGGCUGGGGCAGACUCAAAUACGGUGGCGGAGUGCCCAGCGUUCUGCAAGAGGUGCAGGUGCCCAUCAUCGAAAACAACGUCUGCCAAGAAAUGUUCCAAUCGGCCAACCACGUCAAAUCGAUCAUUCCGUCUUUCCUAUGCGCUGGAUAUGCCACCGGACAGAAAGACUCGUGCGAGGGCGACAGCGGUGGACCUUUGAUGGUAGAGCGGGACGGGCGUUGGAUUUUGGCCGGGACAGUGUCGCACGGGAUCAAGUGCGCGGCGCCAUACCUGCCCGGCGUGUACAUGAGGACGACGUUCUACAAACCCUGGCUCAAGACCAUCACUGGCGCCAGAUAAGCGUCCAAUGCGAGUGCCAGUGCCACCCCAACCCCUCCGAGCAACAGACUCCCGCCGCGAGAUGUGAUAGUUUGCAGAAAGAAAUAAAAAGUGAUUUUGUCCACGAACCACCAGACUCUCGGACACCACGAGUGAGAAAAAGCGGUGCUUAUACUUCGACGCGUUUUCGUUUUUUUAACUGAGUAGCUGCUAGACUUAUUUAUUUAGUGAAAAGGCAUCUUAUUUAUUGCAACUAGACUAUUUAUAUUUUUUGAUAGAUGUAACUACAAUAAACACCGUUUAAGUCGUAA
Cloeon dipterum is the source of this 2609-nucleotide messenger RNA. RefSeq names its product serine protease filzig-like. Lineage: Eukaryota; Metazoa; Arthropoda; Insecta; Ephemeroptera; Baetidae. Gene Ontology annotation, biological process: proteolysis. Gene Ontology annotation, molecular function: serine-type endopeptidase activity. The transcript has 9 exons. The record is from RefSeq and is a predicted model, not a curated record. The coding region runs from base 169 to 2319 and encodes 716 amino acids.